AAUAUAUACGUAUUUUGAUGUCGCCUCAUGUGCUGCCUUGACAUUGUGCGCAUGCGCAGCAGUGUCACCUGGAAGAAUUGGACCCGGGAGGUAAUAGCAAAACACCGGCUUGCCUUCAGACGUAACUUUUGUAAUAACCAUGUCAUCUUAUGAGCCCCCUGCAAAGAGAGUACUGCACAGCAGUUACUUCAAUCCUACACUGCGGCAAUGGCAGUCUUCCAAUACAGAGAUUCACCCAUGGAACCUGAUGUACCCUAUCUUUGUUGUUGAUGAACCAGAUGCUGUGCAGCCAAUCAGCAGCCUUCCUGGGGUGAAUCGUUAUGGAGUCAAUAAGCUUGUUGAUGCUUUGACACCAUUGGUGCAGAAUGGGCUCUCCUCUGUGCUCCUAUUUGGAGUGCCAACCAAUAUGCCAAAAGAUGAGAUUGGUAUAAGCGCUGAUACCCCAGACACACCAGUCAUUGUGGCUAUUAAGUUGCUGCGUGAGGCAUUUCCAAACCUUGUAGUGGCAUGUGAUGUGUGUCUGUGUGCAUACACUAACCAUGGCCACUGUGGCAUCCUGAAUGAGGAUGGAACCAUAAACAACGCCAGUAGCAUCAAACGUCUGGCAGAGCAGGCUACAUCCUAUGCUAAAGCAGGUGCUCAAAUUGUUGCUCCAUCUGACAUGAUGGAUGGCAGGAUCGGUGCAAUCAAGGCAAAGCUGAAGACAGCUGAUUUAAGCAGUCAAGUGUCAGUCCUCUCUUAUGCUGUCAAAUUUGCAUCCUCCUUCUAUGGCCCAUUCAGAGAGGCUGCCAAGUCUGCUCCGGCCUUUGGUGACCGCCGAUGUUACCAGCUGCCCCCAGGAUCAUCAGGACUGGCCAAGAGAGCUGCUGAGCGUGAUGUGGAGGAAGGAGCAGACAUGCUGAUGGUGAAGCCUGGUAUAUCUUACCUUGAUGUUGUCAGGCAAACCAAAGACAGCUACCCUUAUCACCCUCUUUUUAUCUAUCAGGUAUCAGGAGAGUAUGCUAUGCUCUACCAUGGGAGCCAAGCCGGUGCCUUCAACCUGAGAACUACACUCAUGGAAGUCCUCACCAGCAUGCGACGUGCAGGUGCUGAUGUCAUAAUUUCAUACUACACACCAAAGAUUCUUGAAUGGCUGAAGGAAGACAAGAACAGUGCUUAAUGGAAUCUUGCAGUAAGACAGUACAGAUAUUGGGAGCAACAUUCUAAGGAACAAAUUAAUAAUAGUUGUUACAAUUUGUGUGAAUAGCUGCUGCUGCUUUUAUGUUCUGAUGGGUAUGUUUGAAAUAGUCCACUGACAAGACACUGACUUACAUAAUGUAUCUUUGAAUACAUUAACAUACUCUUGUUUGUGUAAUUUCUGUAGAAAAUAAUGUAAAUUUUCUUAUGAUAAAGUCAAGCAAUAAAUAAAACUUUUUCCAGCUAUUUUGUCAUCUACUUAAAGUCAUAUAUUUUAUACAAACUAAUAUGUCAAGAACCAAUAAUAAAGGGUACAUAAUGCUUUGUGAUAUGAAUGUUAGUAAUGUUCAAAUGCUUGUUACAAGGGUGUUUUCUACAAAUCAACAGUUAUUGUACAAACUAGUGGUAUUUGUGAAUUGUUUUUGUAUGGUCUCUUAGUAGUGUUCUGAUGUGGUGAUGGUGCACACACUUGGCAUUAUAGUACUAUAGUAGUAGUAGUAGUAGUAGAAUCUAUAAGAUAGUCACAUUUUAUGUAUGCAUAGCACAAGCAUUAUUCCAAUUUUGUAUGCAUUUUAUGAAAGAUACAAGAGGCAUUUUUAUAAUCUGUCUUCCCAUUGUUAUUUAGUAUAACCAAGCCUAAAAAUAUUUUUGAUGAACCUUUCGUCAAAAUAAACUGUUACUUGGUGCAAUGAAUCUUCAGCUUUUGUACUCUUUAUAUUAUAUAUGUAGUACCUGCUGGCUGUGAUGGUUUAUAUAUAUAUAUAUAUAUAUAUAUAUAUAUAUAUAUAUAUAUAUAUAUAUAUAUAUAUAUAUAUAUAUAUAUAUUGUCUAUUAAAUGCAGGACAUGUCCAGUUGAAGAAAAAGGUUAGUUAUAAUAAUAUGGGUAUUGAUCUCGUGAUAACAAUUGAUUUUUAUUAAACAAAGAACUCAUCCUGUGAAGGAACAUUUGCUAAUAUAAUCAUUGAAUAAAUUGAUUAAUGAAAA
Portunus trituberculatus (swimming crab) is the source of this 2160-nucleotide messenger RNA. Its product is annotated as delta-aminolevulinic acid dehydratase-like. The transcript has 9 exons. Gene Ontology annotation, biological process: heme biosynthetic process. NCBI's taxonomy places the organism in Eukaryota, Metazoa, Arthropoda, Malacostraca, Decapoda, Portunidae. The record is from RefSeq and is a predicted model, not a curated record. Gene Ontology annotation, cellular component: cytosol. Bases 140 to 1159 code for a protein of 339 amino acids. Gene Ontology annotation, molecular function: porphobilinogen synthase activity; zinc ion binding.